Messenger RNA from Amphiprion ocellaris (clown anemonefish), 4298 nucleotides. RefSeq names its product single stranded DNA binding protein 4 (gene ssbp4). Gene Ontology annotation, cellular component: nucleus. Lineage: Eukaryota; Metazoa; Chordata; Actinopteri; Pomacentridae. The record is from RefSeq and is a predicted model, not a curated record. Gene Ontology annotation, molecular function: protein binding; single-stranded DNA binding. The transcript is spliced from 17 exons. Bases 102 to 1259 code for a protein of 385 amino acids. Gene Ontology annotation, biological process: positive regulation of transcription by RNA polymerase II.
AGGAAAAACACUAAAGGGGUAGCUAUGGAGAUGGAGCGUUUUCCUGGCUGCUUUCUUUGACAGGUGUUGAGUGGGGCAAAAGUCUUAAAACAGAAUUCAGCAUGUACGCCAAAGGUAAAGGAGCUGUCGUCCCUUCCGAUAGCCAAGCGAGAGAAAAGUUAGCUUUAUAUGUCUAUGAGUAUUUGCUGCAUGUUGGCGCUCAGAAAUCAGCACAGACCUUCCUGUCAGAGAUCCGAUGGGAGAAGAACAUCACACUUGGGGAACCUCCAGGAUUUUUACACUCAUGGUGGUGUGUAUUCUGGGAUCUGUACUGCGCUGCCCCGGACCGGAGGGAGACAUGCGAACAUUCCAGCGAGGCCAAGGCUUUCCAUGACUAUAGUGCGGCCGCUGCCCCCAGUCCAGUGAUGGGCAACAUGCCACCCAACGAUGGCAUGCCGGGAGGACCGAUGCCCCCGGGCUUCUUUCAAGGUCCUCCAGGAUCUCAGCCUUCCCCUCACACACAGCCCCCCCCACACAAUCCCAGCAAUCCCAUGAUGGGACCUCAUGGACAGCCAUUCAUGUCUCCACGGUACCCUGGUGGUCCAAGGCCCUCCCUCCGUAUGCCAAAUCAGCCUCCUGGGAGCAUCCCCGGGUCACAGCCUCUCCUUCCAAACACCCUGGACCCCACCAGACCUCAAGGGCAUCCAAACAUGGGAGGUCCAAUGAGAAUGAAUCCCCCCCGAGGUAUGGGAGGCAUGGGCCCACAGAACUACGGCGGAGGGAUGAGGCCGCCUCCAAACUCCAUGGGGCCGGGAAUGCCAGGCAUGAACAUGGGUCCCGGUGGAAGAGGUCCAUGGCCAAACCCCAACACCAACUCAAUAGCUUAUUCAUCUUCAUCUCCAGGCAACUAUGUGGGCCCUCCAGGGGGAGGCGGCCCACCAGGAACUCCCAUCAUGCCUAGCCCCGGAGAUUCAACAAAUUCAAGUGAAAACAUCUACACAAUGAUGAACCCCAUCGGCCCUGGUGGAAACAGACCUAAUUUCCCAAUGGGACCAGGUCCUGAUGGGCCCAUGGGUGGAAUGGGUGCUAUGGAGCAGCAUCAUAUGAACGGAUCACUAGGCUCUGGUGACAUGGAUGGGUUGCCAAAGAAUUCUCCCAACAAUAUGGCAGGCAUGAACAAUCCUCCCGGCACUCCGCGGGACGACGGCGAGAUGGCAGGCAACUUUUUAAACCCAUUCCAAAGUGAAAGUUAUUCACCCAACAUGACGAUGAGUGUGUGAUUUUUUUAUUUUAUCUUUUAUUUUACUUUUUCAUCUCCCUUUAUCUCCCUUUCCCAUUGACCCCGGUGCGUCUUGCAUUUCCCUCCGUGUCCUUCCUCCCUCCUCCUCUUCGUGGACGGUGUGCUGCUCCACACAGCCCCUGGGGAUUCCACUGGAAAGCAGGACUCCCCUGAAGGCCCCACAUCCCAACGCCUGCAAAAUGGCUGUAAGGGCAUGAAACGGCCUCCGAGCGGCAGAAGGAACCUCCUCUUCCUUCGUCGAGGGCCCCUCGGACAGUGAGAGGCCGAACAUGCCCCGAGCCCGGCUCUCCCAAAUCCAAAACCAGGCCCGAUUCGGUUCCCGAUGCCCCGCUGCAUUCAGCUCUAUCCCACCAUCACCCACCAUUAUAUCAUGCUGAUCACCAACUAUGAGGGCUCACAGUAGCUGACUGACGCUGGGCCCAACACCCUCAUUUAAAAAACUCUGCUCCUGUGGCAGGAUUGAUUUAAAAAAGGAAAAAAACAAAAACAAAAAGAUGAACUGAUAAUAUUAUUUUAGGGCAAGAAUGGUUUUCAUUAAAUGUUUGUAUUUUUUGCUAUUGAUGAUAAUAUUAUUGUUCUAAUAGUCAUAAUUGAUAUUAUUCUACUAAUGUAGUUAUGAUUUCCUGUAAAGGGCACAUUUUAUCUCAGCAGCAGCAGCAGCAUCAACAAUGACAGAAUAAGCACACACUCGAAAAAUGCACAAUGAUUUUUCUGUUUACAUGAUUUUAGGUUGUUUGUUGUUUUUGUCUUGUUUUUCGUCACUUCACAUACUUCUUUCUGAACUCGUAGUUUGUGUCUUUGGCUCCUAAAUGUUGUCCCUAAACCUUCACAGGAAGACUAAUUGUCCUGAUGAGGUAGUUUGGCUGAGGUGUUCGUACCUCAGAGUGAACUAGCCAUACGGUUAAAGCAGAGACUGGCUCGGAGUGUCGCUGUUUCUGGUACAAAUUGUCUGUUGAUGCACCUGAAUGAUCGGAUGUGUAGGUAUGUCGUCUUAAUAAGCAAACCCUUCUCACAACCGUUUAACUGCUAGAAAAUGGCUCUGAGGAUUUCUGGACAGGUGCCAUUUCUAAUUCAGUAACAUGCAGAGACGGAGAGCAUUUUGUGGAUCCUCUCGUCUCUUCUAUGGAUUUGGUCUUUGUAUGUAAAUACAGCAUAUUUAGCUUGUAUUGUGGUUGUUUUAUGAUUUGUUAUUUACAAGUUGUCUGUGAAUCCUAAAAAUGUGGUUCCUUCCCCCCUUCAUCACUAUGUUCGACCUCGUUGUGGACUCCAAAGUGGCACCGCUUUCCUCUCGGGCUUCGUUCUGGUCUAUUUUCAGCGUCUCCUUUUGGACUCGGAGAGAUCACGGGACCUCUGAUGCGCUCGUGAAACCCUUUUUUCUCUCUUUUUUUUGGACUUUGGGUUGAACUCACAGAUCCUGUUUGAUCCGCUUUCUUAACCCAGACAGUAACUGUCUCUGUGGAGUUUUCCCAUCAACCCGUUCCCCUCAGUAUGGGAGUUCUGAUGAUGGGACCACGCAGCCAUAAAGAAGAGGAACAACAAUAGGAAACUUUUGUAAUGGAUGUAUUUCCAUUUUGUGGAUUGUUUUCAGCAGAUUGUCUUUUAUUUUAAAUGUAUUCAGCUGACGGAAAAAAAAAAAGCCCAUAGAAUCUGUACACAACGAAAAGCAUAGUUCCAUAUUCUGCUAUUUAAUUUGUUUUCUUUCUGUAUGUUCUUGGCCUGAUCAACACUCACUGUUUUCAAAGGGAUAAAUGUAUCUCUCACGGCUCCACGCUUGCUCUCACACGACAGCUGUGUUCAACAAUACCUAAACAAACAUUGUAGCCUCUGUGGGUGAUGGUGAUGUACUUAUUAAUUGCCUGAUAUCAAUGUGAACAGAUUGUACCCAGAAUUCAACAGCGAGAUCUCCAAUAUUUGGCUUUUGGUGGCCUGGGAAUCACUCUCUCCAGUGUUUUCCUUCUAUGUAGUGACACACACCUCCCUUGUUUCCUCCAAACCCGUCCCAAACCCCCACCUUUUGAUUUUUCUUUUUUGUAAAUACUGUAUAAUGCAUUUUGAUAUCAUUGACAUGUUUUGAUAUGUCAGUCACUACCAAUGAAUACAGCUGAAAGUAAAUUAUAAAUAAAAACUGUCCAUGUUUUUUCAUAGAGAAAGGUGACUAUUUGGCUCAUGUGGCUAAAUUUAUAGAAUACAGUUAAACGUGGCUAAGUGUAUAGAAUACAGUAAGACUCUUAAUGCAGACUGUAUACUAAAGACUUGUAUGGGGGGGAGGAUGGGACAGAGAGAGGACAGGACAGAGAGAAGCAAACAUGCUGUAGCGUCCUCACUCUGCCCUUUACUCCUAAUGUUUCAGUUCAAAGUUGCUGUUGGUUUUGAGAAAUCGUGUGAAUAAUUUUUUCCAAAGGGCAUCUUCUCACGAAAACAAAAAACAUGUGACCUCACAUUGCAGUUUUUAAUAUGAAGGAUUUUUAUCGAUUUAAGAAAACUUUUAAAAAGGUAAAAAAUACUUAAAGAGAAACCUCAUUUUAAAUUAAGAACAGAUCAAAAAGUAAUACUUAUGGGGAAAAACUGUGUCCUUUGCUAUUCGCUCCUGUAAUAGCGUUGUAUAGUUUGAAGCUCUCUCACUGAUCCUCUCUCAGUCCUGUGUAUAUCGAUCGUCGGCCAUCUCCUGUACUUCUAUUGUGAUGUAUAAUACUGUACCAUUAGGAAGAUUUGCUGGUUGGGUGGGGUGGGGGAUUCAAAAGGAAAGGGGAUAUAAAUGAUUCUCCUGUACCAUUCAUGGUCCUUUCUGAUGACACGGCAGUAUUCAAUAUGAAGCAGUCUGUCUCUUGGGUUUGCUUUGUAUUUCAUGGUAGGAUAGUUCAGAAUCUUGUCUUAGGGGCUUAGGUGUCUUGUGUAGGUAAUAAAGAUGUUCUUUGUAUGUUUCUUUAUAUUGUAAAGUUUCUUUAGACUGAAAGAAAAACAGAUAAUUUGCUUAUCAGAAAAGAAACAAUGCAUCAAUAAUAAAUGUCAUUUGAUUUUU